AAAGGCUCUAUCCAAGGCAGUGGCAGCUGGAUGGAGCCACCCCUCUGAUCUCUGGAGUCCCUCGGGAGCAGCUGGAAGUUGGGGAGCAGGUGACGGAUCUUGAGCCGGAGAGGCCUGGCUCUGUGGACCAUGACCAGCAAUCUGGACAUCUUCGUGGGGAACACCACCCUGAUUGACGAGGAAGUCUACCAACUCUGGUUGGACGGCUACUCGGUGAACGAUGCAGUGACGCUCCGCUUGAGGAGCGGGAUCCUGGAGCAGACCGGGGCCACGGUGGACGUCUUGCAGAGCGACACCAUGGACCACUACCGCACCUUCUACAUGCUGGAACGCCUCCUCCACUCGCCCCCCAAGCUGCUGAACCAGUUGCUCUUCCAAAUUCCGCCCUGUCGCCAGACCAUGUUGAUUGAGAGAUAUUAUGCCUUCGACGAGGCCUUUGUGCGGGAGGUUCUAGGUAAGAAACUCUCCAAGGGCACCAAGAAAGACCUGGACGACAUCAGCGUCAAAACCGGGGUCACCCUCAAGAGCUGCCGUCGACAGUUUGACAAUUUCAAGCGAGUCUUCAAGGCCGUCGAAGAGCUCCGUGGGUCCCUGGUGGAAAACAUCCAACAGCAUUUCCUGCUCUCGGACCGGCUAGCCAGGGAUUACGCAGCCAUCGUAUUUUUUGCCAACAGCCGGUUUGAGACAGGGAAAAAGAAGCUGCAGUACUUGACUUUUGAAGAUUUUGCGUACUGUGCAGAACAAAUGAUUCAAAACUGGACAUUGGGGGCAGUUGAUACCAACGUGGACGACAUGGACGUCGACCUUGACAAGGAAUUCUUACAGGGCCUGAAAGAGUUGAAGAUCCUGUUCGCCGACAAAGACCUGUUAGACCUCCACAAAAGUCUGGUGUGUACGUCCCUGCGGGGGAAGAUUUCUGUGUACAACGAGAUGGAAUCCAGUUUUAAGAACCUUUCCCGGGCUCUGAUCAACAUCGCUUCGAAGCUCACUCACAGCAAAGAUGUCCGGGAUUUUUUCGUCGACCUGGUGGAGAAGUUUGUGGAACCCUUUCGGUCGGACAAAUGGAGCCCCAACGACGUGCGCCUCUUUCUGACGCAGUACACGGCUUGCGCUCACACGCUGGAUGCGUUCAGGCAUCAAGUGCUCUGGGAGAGAUACAUGGCAACGCUCAAAGCUUGCCUUCUGAAGAUGUACCACGACUGAGACCCUGGCGUUCUGUUUUCAGUUUUAGAUUUUAGUUCUCUUCUAGGAGAGACAAGUUGAAGGGCGAAAGCAAAAGGGGGGAAGAAAAAGAAAGUCUACCAGCCGGUCAGCAGUGAGCUUCUGUGCCGGUCAGUUCCGCCGGCCGCUCUCCGCUCCGCCUCGGCCGAAUCUCACCCAUUUUUCUCUCCAUCUCUUCAGAGACGGCAGCGAGGCCCUUGCUUUUAAGAAAUAAAGGAGCAUUUCUGUCACAAGG
Molecule: messenger RNA, 1456 nt
Organism: Elgaria multicarinata webbii
Lineage: Eukaryota; Metazoa; Chordata; Lepidosauria; Squamata; Anguidae
Gene: FIBP
Product: FGF1 intracellular binding protein
Exons: 11
Coding region: 130-1203 (357 amino acids)
Biological process (GO): platelet aggregation
Cellular component (GO): nucleus
Molecular function (GO): fibroblast growth factor binding
Source: RefSeq, a predicted model, not a curated record